AUGCCGCGAAUAGAUAACCUCGUCAUAAACUUUUCAGAGGAUGACGCUCGGAGACUUCACCAUCCUCAUGACGACGCGCUAGUGGUCAGCCUGCAAAUAGGGGAUUAUAAUAUGCACCGGGUCCUCGUCGACAACGGUAGCUCAGCAGACAUCCUGUACUAUCCAGCAUUCCAGCAGAUGAGGAUUGACAGGGAACGGUUGUCCCCAACGAACGCCCCAUUCAUGGGAUUUAGGGGUACAAAGGUGUUCCCUUUAGGCGCAAUAACACUAGCUGUGACGGUGGGUGACUAUCCUCAGCAGAUCACUAAGGAGAUAACGUUUCUCGUAGUCAACUGCUCGUCCGCCUACAACGUCAUCCUCGGGCGACCCACUCUCAAUUCCCGGAAGGCGGUAACUUCAACAUACCACUUUAUGAUCAAAUUCCCGACGGAAUAUGGGGUGGGAGAACUGCGGGGAAAUCAAGUAGCAGCACGAGAAUGCUAUAUUUCCAUGUUAGAGAUGGAGGAUCAGCAGCAGACGAUGUGUAUCGGGAAGCAACGAGCAUUAGCAGAGCCAGUUGAAGAGCUAGAAGAAGUAAGACUUGACGACACACAGCCGGAACGAAUGACUAAAAUUGGCACACUAGCCAGUUGGCCAGUACGCCAGACGAUCACGACUUUCCUAAGAAAUAACCAAGACGUCUUCGCCAGGAGUCAUGAAGACAUGCCAGGAAUCGACCCCUCGGUCAUGGUCUACAGGCUAAAUGUGUCGCCCUCCUUCCCUCCAUUCCGGCAAAAGAAACGGGUCUUCGCCCAGGAGUGGGACAAGGCCAUAGCCGAGGAGGUUUGGAAGUUACUGGGGGCAGGUUUCAUCCGGGAAGUAUCCUAUCCCGACUGGUUGGCGAACGUCGUUAUGGUUAAAAAGGCCAACGAAAACUGGAGGAUGUGCGUAGAUUUCACAGACCUCAACAAGGCUUGCCCCAAAGACAGCUACCCGCUCCCACGGAUAGAUACCCUGGUGGAUUCGAUUGCAAGACACCAGCUCCUAAGCUUCAUGGACGCUUUCUCUGGCUACAACCAGAUCAGGAUAGACGAAUCUGAUCAAGAGAAGACCUUUUUCGUCACAAGCUAG
Molecule: messenger RNA, 1110 nt
Organism: Quercus lobata
Lineage: Eukaryota; Viridiplantae; Streptophyta; Magnoliopsida; Fagales; Fagaceae
Exons: 1
Coding region: 1-1110 (369 amino acids)
Source: RefSeq, a predicted model, not a curated record